This is a messenger RNA of Tripterygium wilfordii, 1362 nucleotides long. RefSeq names its product NADPH-dependent aldo-keto reductase, chloroplastic-like. NCBI's taxonomy places the organism in Eukaryota, Viridiplantae, Streptophyta, Magnoliopsida, Celastrales, Celastraceae. Gene Ontology annotation, molecular function: aldose reductase (NADPH) activity. The record is from RefSeq and is a predicted model, not a curated record. Gene Ontology annotation, cellular component: cytosol. The coding region runs from base 195 to 1208 and encodes 337 amino acids. The transcript is spliced from 8 exons.
AUAAAGGAAAUAAUUAUCCAUUUAUUCUCUUAUGGUAUUUAUACCAAAGAUACAUUUUUAGGCAAUACAUAUAUAUUAAUACUAUUUUGGUAACGAUCGAUGCAUUUUUGGUGGCAUAAACUUCUGCCAAAUGCAUCUCCCACACUUUGAACUUUUCCAUCAGAGAUUUCAGGAAAGAACUGAAACAGAUUCUGAUGACUGAAUUGGCUCCAACAGUUCGUCUCAACACAGGAAUUUUAAAAGAAGAUAUGGAGAGGAAGGACUGUAGCAAUGGAACUUUGUAUUUUGAUCUCAACACAGGUGCUAAGAUACCAUCUAUUGGUCUUGGUACCUGGAAAGCUCCUCCGGGUGUCGUCAGUGAAGCUGUGAUCGCUGCAGUCAAGGCUGAUUAUAGGCAUAUUGACUGUGCUAGCGUAUACGGUAACGAAAAAGAGGUAGGGGAAGCAUUGAAGUUAUUGUUUUCUACUAGUGUCGUGAAGCGAAGUGAGAUGUUCAUCACAUCUAAGCUCUGGUGCAGUGACCAUGCUCCAGAAGAUGUAUCAAAGGCACUGACAAAAAGUCUAGAAGACCUGCAACUAGACUACAUUGACUUGUACCUUAUACAUUGGCCAUUUCGAAUGAAGCCCGGAUCAAGCGGGUGGGAUCCUGAAAUCAUGGCUCCCUUGUGUCUUCCAGAGACGUGGACUGCAAUGGAGGGCUUGUAUGCAUCAGGCCAAGCAAGGGCAAUUGGGGUAAGCAAUUUCUCAACCAAGAAACUGCAGGACCUACUCACAUAUGCAAAAAUACCUCCUGCAGUGAAUCAAGUGGAGUGUCACCCUGUAUGGCAGCAACCAGUACUUCACAACUUCUGCAAAUCAAUCGGUGUACACCUUUCGGCAUAUUCGCCGCUGGGAUCACCGGGGUCUUGGAUUAAGGGAGAGAUUCUGAAGGAAUCAGUAAUGAUUGAGAUUGCUGAAAAGCUUAAUAAGUCACCGGCUCAAGUUGCUCUCCGCUGGGGUAUUCAGAGUGGUCACAGUGUCCUCCCUAAGAGCACAAAUGAGUCUAGGAUCAAGGAAAACAUAAGCUUACUUGAUUGGUGUAUUCCUCCUGAGCUUUUCUCUAAGUUCUCAGAUAUCCACCAGCAACGGCUUCUUCGGGGCGAUUUUGCCAUCCAUGAAACCUGCAGCCCCUAUAAAAGCCUCCAAGAACUGUGGGAUGGUGAAAUAUGAGACAUGAGGAGAUAACUAUGUUUUCUAUUUAUUUGUUCAGACAAGGAGGGAAAAAAUGUAUUCACACAAUGCACACUAAGCCACUUAAUUUGAAGUUGCAGUUCAUGAAGAACAAUUAUUCCUAUGAUUUCCAUAAAACUUUUGGAUUUGGGUA